GCCGCUGACCUGCUCUGCCACAGCAGCGUUUGUUGAAUCCUGAUUGGUUGUUCAGUACACCUAACCAAAUACUCAUCCGAUAAGGUCGCCGGCCCACCUACUCCUUCCCUCCCUCUCUCUCUCUCUCUCUCUCUCUCUCUCUCUCAAUUCUUCCGCUUCUCAAUUCAAUUCCGACGGUACAUUAGGUUUCUCCUAAUUUAUGGCUUCAACAGUUCUUAAUGCGCCUAAUAGCGUUCAAAGAAUUAAUGGUUUGGAUUGGGGCUCCGAUGUUGGGCUAAAACGUUCGCCAAAUUCAAACUUCCUCUGCGUCAGGACCUCGGCCAAUGUGCGUUCUCCACGUCUUUUCGUCGUGAGAGCUUCCGAAGAGCGUGACGCACAUAUGAAGAAGCUCGGAAGAAGUGAUGCAGAAUGUGAAGCUGCUGUUGUGGCUGGCAACAUUCCAGAAGCGCCUCCCGUGCCGCCGAAACCAGCAUCACCGGCUGGGACUCCUGUGGUUCCUUUGCUGCCUCUCAGCCGUCGUCCACGUCGUAACCGGAGGUCUCCAGCAAUGAGAGCAUCGUUUCAAGAGACCAAUCUGUCACCUUCCAAUUUUGUAUAUCCACUAUUUAUUCAUGAAGGGGAGGAGGACACACCAAUUGGAGCUAUGCCUGGAUGUUAUAGACUUGGAUGGAGACAUGGACUUUUGGAAGAGGUUUCCAAAGCUCGAGAUGUUGGUGUCAAUUCUGUUGUGUUAUUCCCUAAAGUUCCAGAUGCAUUGAAGACUCCAACAGGGGACGAAGCUUACAAUGAUAAUGGUUUAGUGCCUCGAACAAUUCGAUUGCUCAAGGACAAAUACCCUGAUCUUGUUAUUUACACUGAUGUUGCUUUGGAUCCGUACUCUUCUGAUGGCCACGAUGGUAUAGUUAGAGAGGAUGGAGUUAUAAUGAAUGAUGAGACUGUACAUCAAUUAUGCAAACAAGCUGUCUCCCAGGCCCGUGCUGGAGCAGAUGUUGUCAGUCCAAGUGACAUGAUGGAUGGUAGAGUAGGAGCAAUUCGAAGGGCUCUUGAUGCUGAAGGCUUUUAUCAUGUCUCCAUCAUGUCUUACACAGCGAAGUAUGCAAGCUCAUUUUAUGGUCCAUUUCGUGAAGCACUAGAUUCAAAUCCUCGUUUUGGAGACAAAAAAACUUACCAGAUGAAUCCAGCAAAUUAUAGAGAGGCUUUGAUCGAAACCCGUGAAGAUGAAUCUGAAGGAGCAGAUAUUCUUCUGGUGAAGCCCGGUCUACCCUACCUGGAUAUCAUAAGACUUCUUAGGGAUAAUUCUCCUUUACCUAUUGCAGCAUAUCAGGUAUCGGGUGAAUACUCGAUGAUCAAGGCUGGUGGGGUUCUCAAAAUGAUUGACGAAGAAAAGGUGAUGAUGGAGUCCCUUAUGUGUCUCAGACGGGCUGGAGCAGAUAUAAUCCUCACAUAUUUUGCUCUUCAGGCAGCUAGAUGUUUGUGUGGUGAGAGGAGGUGAGAGUUAUGUUAAUGUGCAUUUGUAGAGAAUUUUCGGUCGUCAAAACUUCAUAUCAGAGGUUUUUUCUCAAUAAAUUCUGUAAUAUUAUUUGAAUAUCUUUUUAGUUUAAUUCAAUGCUCGAUUUGCCAAGUUUUA
Molecule: messenger RNA, 1627 nt
Organism: Cucumis sativus (cucumber)
Lineage: Eukaryota; Viridiplantae; Streptophyta; Magnoliopsida; Cucurbitales; Cucurbitaceae
Product: delta-aminolevulinic acid dehydratase, chloroplastic
Exons: 13
Coding region: 200-1492 (430 amino acids)
Biological process (GO): heme biosynthetic process
Cellular component (GO): cytosol
Molecular function (GO): zinc ion binding; porphobilinogen synthase activity
Source: RefSeq, a predicted model, not a curated record